UUGCCAUUUUGGCAGUCAAAGGGGAAAGAAAAGUCUCGGUAGAGGGCAGCGAGAGAGCUAUAGGUGCAAUGAAAGUCAUGCCACUUGCAGUUUACCUGUAAUAAUUGAGUUCACAAACUGAUCAAUUACUGCAAAUCCAGACCCAAGCUUUUGAAUAUAUCAGUCACUUUGGACUGCCCAAUAUAUUCAAAUAGCUUUAUACUUUUGUGUUACAAUUCCAUUACUCUAAGAGUACUUUCUCCACUAUAUGUUAUAGUGAAUUCCAACGUAUGGCAGAAGCUUUCCUUCAAGUUUUACUAGACAAUCUGACUUCUUUUAUCCAAGGGGAACUUGUAUUGAUUUUCGGUUUUGAAAAUGAGUUCAAAAAGCUUUCGAGCACGUUUUCUACGAUCCAAGUUGUGCUUGAAGAUGCUUUGGAGAAGCAAUUGAAGGACGAGGCAAUAGAGAAUUGGUUGCAGAAACUCAAUGCUGCUGCAUAUGAAGUCGAUGACAUAUUGGACAAAUGUAAAACUGAGGCAGCAAGAUUUAAUCAGUCUCUAUUAGGGUGUAUUCGUCCAAAUAUUAUCACUUUCCGUUACAAGGUUGGAAAAAGAAUGAAAGGAAUUAUGGAGAAACUAGAUGCAAUUGCUGAGGAAAGAAGGAAAUUCCAUUUGCGCGAAAAGAUUGCGGAGAAACAAGCUGCUACACGUGAAACAGGUUUUGUUUUAGCGGAACCACAAGUCUAUGGAAGGGACAAAGAGGAGGACGAGAUAGUGAAAAUCCUGAUAAAAAAUGUUAAUAAUGCCCAAGACCUUCCGGUGCUCCCAAUACUUGGUAUGGGGGGACUAGGAAAGACGACAGUUGCGCAAAUGGUUUUCAAUAAUCAGAGAGUGAUUGAGCAUUUCAAUCUAAAGAUAUGGGUUUGUGUCUCAGAUGAUUUUGAUGAGAAAAGGUUGAUAAAGGCAAUUGUAGAAUCUAUUGAAGGAAGGCCUAUUGGUGACAUGGACUUGGCUCCCCUCCAAAAGAAGCUUCAAGAGUUGUUGAAUGGAAAAAGAUACUUGCUUGUUUUAGAUGAUGUUUGGAAUGAUGAUCAAGAAAAGUGGGCUAAGUUAAAAGCAGUCUUAAAGGUUGGAGCUAGAGGUGCUUCUGUUCUAGCCACUACUCGUCUUAGAAAGGUUGGAUCAAUUAUGGGAACUUUGCAACCAUAUCAGUUAUCAAAUUUGUCUCAAGAAGAUUGUUGGUUGUCGUUUAUGCAACGUGCAUUUGGGUACCAAAAGGAAACAAACCCCGACCUUAUGGCCAUUGGAAAGGAGAUUGUGAAUAAAUGUGGGGGUGUGCCUCUAGCAGCCAAUACUCUUGGAGGUCUUUUACGCUUCAAGAGAGAAAAAAGCGAAUGGGAACAUGUGAGAGACAAUGAGAUUUGGAGUUUACCGCAAGAUGAAACUUCAAUAUUGGGUGCUUUGAGACUGAGUUAUCAUCACCUUCCACUUGAUUUGAGGCAAUGUUUUGCUUUCUGUGCAGUAUUCCCAAAAGACACUAAAAUGGAAAAGAAAAAUCUCAUCACUCUCUGGAUGGAACAUGGUUUUAUUUUAUCAAAAGGAAAUUUGGAGCUAGAGGAUGUGGGUAAUGAAGUAUGGAAAGAACUAUACUUGAGGUCUUUCUUCCAAGAGGUCGAAGAAGAUAAAUUUGGUAAUACUUAUUUCAAGAUGCAUGAUCUCAUCCACGAUUUGGCUACUUCUCUGUUCUCAACAAACACAAGGAGCAGCAAAAUUCGUCAAGUAAGAGUAGCAGAGAAAAAUAUCAUGUCCAUUGGUUUUGCUGAAGAGGUGCCUUCUUACUCUCCUUUGCUCUUGAAAAGGUUUGCCUCGCUAAGGGUUCUUGAUAUGAAAUUUUCAAAGGUGGAGCAGUUAUCAUCUUCCAUCGGAGAUCUAAUACAUUUAAGGUUGUUGAACUUGUUUGGCAGUAGCAUCCGUAGCCUUCCAAAGAGGUUAUGCAAGCUUCAAAAUCUGCAGACUCUCGAUCUAUCAUGUUGUAUCUCACUUUCCUAUUUGCCAAAACAAACAAGUACACUACGGAGUCUUAGAAAUCUCCUGUUCAAGUGUUGUCUACUGACGUCUAUGCCACCAAGAAUAGGAUCAUUGACAUGCCUUAAGACACUAGAGUGCUUUGUUGUGGGUCAGAGGAAAGGUUAUCUACUUGGCGAACUACGAAACCUAAACCUACAUGGCUCACUUUCAAUCACACACCUUGAGAGAGUGAAGAAUGAUAAGGAUGCAAAAGAAGCUAAUUUAUCUACAAAAGCAAAUUUGUACAAUUUAAGCAUGAGUUGGGAUAUUAGGGCAUAUGGAUUUGAAUCAGAAAAAAAUUUGGAUGAAAAAGUGCUUGAAGCCCUCAGACCACACCCCAAUCUGAAAUCAUUAAAGCUCACUGGCUUCAGAGGUUUUCAUUUCCCAAAUUGGAUGAAUGCUUCAGUUUUGAAAAAUGUUGUCUCUAUUGAAAUUGGAUGUGAAAACUGCUCGUGUUUACCACCCUUUGGGGAGCUGCCUUGUCUAGAAACUCUAAAGUUAUACAACGGGUCUGCGGAGGUGGAGUAUAUUGAAGAGGAUAAUGGUCAUUCUGGAUUCCCCACAAUAAGAUUCCCGUACUUGAAACGACUUGCUAUAGAAAGGUUUCCCAAUCUGAAAGGAUUGUUGAGAACGGUAGGAGAAGAUCAAUUCUCCAUGCUUGAAGAAAUGGAGAUUUGGCAUUGUCCUAUGUUUGUUUUUCCAACCCUGUCUUCUGUCAAGAAAUUAGAUGUCUGGGGCAAAUUAGAUGCAACAAGUUUUAGCUCCAUAUCUAAGCUUAGCACUCUUACUUCCCUCUCUAUUGACCAUAACCUUGAAGUAACUACACUCCCAGAACAAAUGUUCAAACUUGCGAAUCUUGAGUCCUUGAGUAUUAUAUACUUCAAAAAACUCAGACAGUUGCCUAGCAGCCUGGCUAGUCUCAAUGCUUUGAAGCGUCUGGAAAUUCGUUAUUGUUACGCACUAGAGAGUCUCCUCGAGCAAGGAAUGGAAGGUUUAACUUCCCUCACCGACUUAUAUGUUCAAAACUGUAAGAUGCUAAAAUCUUUACCCGAGGGAUUGCAGCACAAAACAGCCCUCACAAGUCUACAAGUUUAUGGCUGCCCAGCAAUGAUAAAGCGGUGUGAGAACGGGAUGGGAGAGGACUGGCACAAAAUUGCUCACAUUCCAAAUGUGGAUAUUGGUUAGUCUUGAUCUGUUAUUCUUCUUGAGGUUCUUUGAUGUGUAAAUUUGUGAUUUUCUUUGGGAAAACAUUCAACAGCCAAGGUCUAUUUGUAUUAUACUUGUUAAUGUAAAAUCCAUUCACUCUA
Messenger RNA from Lycium ferocissimum, 3352 nucleotides. Its product is annotated as putative disease resistance protein RGA3. Gene Ontology annotation, molecular function: protein binding; ADP binding. Bases 270 to 3230 code for a protein of 986 amino acids. The transcript is spliced from 2 exons. Gene Ontology annotation, biological process: defense response to other organism. The record is from RefSeq and is a predicted model, not a curated record. Lineage: Eukaryota; Viridiplantae; Streptophyta; Magnoliopsida; Solanales; Solanaceae.